CUCGACUGUUGACCACCAAAGCAUGAGCUCGAUCGGAUCUUCGAAGGAUGUGUCUACCUUCCAGCGUGUUGUGUUUGUCCUGAACUCUGCCUUUGCCUGUGCCCUUCCUGUCUACCUCUAUCAUACUGUGUUUGACAUGGAUGUCGAGCAGUACGCCCCUGUCUUUGGUGUCGUCACCCUCGUCGCUGCUGUCAUCCUCUCCAUGGCCAUGGGUAACUCGGCCACGAAGAUCUUUGGUGACCUCAUCUCCAAGCGCGGCUCGACGAUCACCAACGCCCGGAUCAAGAGCGUCGGCAAGCUCACGCCCGAGAUCCGUGCUCAGCUCGAGCACGAGCUCCGCUCCAACUCGUCGUCGGAGGCGCUGUCGUACGCCAUCCUGUACAACAACGCGUUCUUCUACGCCGUCUUCCUCUUCUUCGCCUACUACCUGUUCGCCUCGCUCACCCCGACCGGCAACUACGUCGCCUCCGUUGUCGGCGGUGCCGGCUUUGUCUAUUUCGUCUCCACCUCGCGGUCGACGUAAACUCUGCCCUGGGGUUCCCCACCCAUCCCCAUCCCUCA
Thecamonas trahens ATCC 50062 is the source of this 561-nucleotide messenger RNA. RefSeq lists its product as uncharacterized. The record is from RefSeq and is a predicted model, not a curated record. Bases 23 to 523 code for a protein of 166 amino acids. The transcript is spliced from 3 exons. NCBI's taxonomy places the organism in Eukaryota, Apusomonadida, Apusomonadidae. Gene Ontology annotation, cellular component: membrane; endoplasmic reticulum. Gene Ontology annotation, biological process: SRP-dependent cotranslational protein targeting to membrane.